This is a messenger RNA of Cynara cardunculus var. scolymus (artichoke), 2953 nucleotides long. RefSeq names its product nitrate regulatory gene2 protein-like. Bases 28 to 2853 code for a protein of 941 amino acids. The transcript is spliced from 4 exons. Lineage: Eukaryota; Viridiplantae; Streptophyta; Magnoliopsida; Asterales; Asteraceae. The record is from RefSeq and is a predicted model, not a curated record.
AGGGUUUGGGGGUGGCUAUGGUGGUUGAUGAUACUGUCUACCAUGGGAUGCAGAGCUUCCAAAGUUGAUGAUUUGCCAUUGGUGAUACGUUGUAGAGAGAGAAAGAAAUUGAUCAAGGCCGCUGCGGAAGCCCGGUAUGAUUUCUCCUCUUCACAUCUGGCAUACUUCCAUUCUCUUAAAGAUAUUGGUUAUGCCCUUUCUCGAUUUGUUGACGAACAACUUGUAAUCCCUUCACCCACUCCAUCGUCUCCCGUACUCACAUUGCCAUCUGAUCUAGGUAAGACUAACAAUGGUUCCAUGUCUUCUGGCUCGAUUUCACAUAUUCAUUCAAUUGAUGAUAAUGAGAAUUCAGAAUCCGAUUUGAGUUCGUCUUCAGAUGGCCAUAUUCAUAUACAUGAUGGUGGUUCUGAAAAUAAACCACCAGCGUCCUCGUUUAAUCAUCCCCGAGAUUACAACAAAAUGAAUCCGAAUGACCCUUAUGUUAUUAACGGAGGGUCACGGCCCUAUCAACCUCCUUGGGGAUCAGACCAACCUAAUUGGGGUGAUCCUUAUGUAAUUAACAGAGGACCGCAGCCCUAUCAACCUUCUUGGGGUGACCCUUAUGGGGUGAACGUGAACCCAUCUGCAUUUCCAGAUCGACCUUCUUGGGGACCAAACCAAUCUACUUUGGGUGAGGGUGGCCCAUAUGUGAUGGACCCAUCUGCAUCUCAAUAUCAGCCUCCUUGGGGGACAUAUCAAGAGGAUUUUGAUUCUUACAGUGUAUAUGGUAAUUCAAAUCACUAUGCUUCUUAUAUGAAAAAAUCUGCUCCGGCUAGCCGAACUGUGAUUCAACAUGCAGAAGCAAGGGACUUUCAAGAAACUGGGCAAUGGGUUGAUCCACCACAUUAUGAUCCUUAUCAAAGUGGGGGGAUUUAUGAGUUUUCUUAUGGUGGGCCACCACCUCCCCAAGAACCUAAGCGACCCAAAAGUCCUCCACCACCUCCUCCACCAGUUGAAUCUGAUUAUUUUAACUUUUUUGAUGCUUAUGGUAAUGGUUAUGGAUUUGGGUAUGGAUCUAUGGGUAGUAGUCCUGAUUCAAGUGAAGUUAGAGAGAGGGAGGGAAUUCCUGACUUGGAAGAAGAAACAGAAACCGAGUCUCAUCAUGAAGAAGUUUUAAAGGGAAACACGUUCAAUAGAAGAAGAAAUUCAUGUGAAAGCACAUCCAGAUCAGUUGCCAAAGAAGAUACUCAAGGCAGGGAAGCUCCCAAUAGUACUGAGGGUAGUUCUAGAAGAAUACCACCAAGAAAAAGUGGAGGCUCUUUGAGUUCAGUACCAUCAGAAAAUAAUGAGGGAGCGCAAUCUGUAAACAGUGAAGUAGAUAAGCAUAGCCCUGAGACAGUUGUUUCACAAAGCAUGGGGAAGGGGUAUGAGAAUAAAAAGGGGGAAAGUUUUGAUAUAGAUGAGGUGUCAACACAUGAGUUUGAAUCCUCAAUCUUGAGUAGUUUGACAACAUUAUCUGCUCAUGGUUCUCGAGAUCUUCAGGAGGUAGUUAAUGAAAUCAAGGAUGAAUUUGAUAGUGCCUUUGGUUAUGGGAAGGAGGUUGCCUUGAUGCUUGAGGCAGGGAAGUUGCCUUAUCAAUCAAGGUUUGCAGUUCUUAAGGUGGUCUUGUCCAGGAUUCUCUAUCCGUUAGGACCUCCAUUUGCAUCAUCAGACCAUCCAAUACAAUCAGCAAGGUCAUGUUCUCGAGUAAUGAAACUAGCAGGAUCCUAUAAUGUGGAUGCAGUUCCAGAUGUUGGGUUCACCAACCUUUCAUCUACUUUGGAGAAGCUAUAUGUGUGGGAAAAGAGGUUGUACAAGGAAGUGAAGGAUGAAGAGAGGCUAAGAGUGAUGUAUGAGAAAAUGUGCAAGAGGCUGAAUGAAUUGGAUGCACAUGGAGCAGAAUCUAGUAAGAUCGAUGCUGCACAAACUUCUAUUCGGAGGUUAUCGACUAAGCUUAAUGUGUCUAUCAAAGCUAUUGAUGCCAUAUCUAGCGAGAUACACAAGGUGAGGGACAAGGAAUUGCAGCCACAAGUCAGUGAGUUAAUCUAUGGGUAUGAACAUCUUCUCAAUGUUGGUAUUUACAACCAUCAACUCUUACUGAUAAGAAUGUGGCAAUCGGUUGUUAAAUGUCACCGGAAGCAGUUCGAAGCCUUCAUGGAGAGCAGAAGUCGGACGUUAAGGGCAAACACGAGCCUUGUAAGCUUGAGAGCCGUGCUUGAGCUGCAAACAGUACUUAUAACCUGGUGCCAACAUUUUAAUGACUGGAUUGAUGCCCAGAAAUCAUACGUUGAUUCCUUAAACGGGUGGCUACAGCAUUGUAUUGAUCAUGAACCAGAAGUAACCAUUGAUGGCGAGAUCCCUUAUUCCCCAGGUCGUAUAGGAGCUCCACCGAUUUUUGUCAUAUGCAACGACUGGCACCGUGAAAUAAGCGGCAUUUCACAAGAUCGAGUCUCCAAAGCAAUACAUGGUUUUGCUUCAAAUUUGAGGCAACUGCUCGAAAGACAAGAUAACAUUCAACGUUUAAUGCUUAAAAAGGAGUAUCUUGCCAAGGAUUUUGCGAGAAAACAUCAGAAUGUAGGGAAGAAGACACGAGAUUCGUUGGCGGAUAAAACAGGCGGGUCAAUGGUUCCCUCGGAUAGUGGAGUGGAUCUGGAUUCUUUGAGAAAGGUGGAAGAAGAAUGGGAAAGGCACAAGGAAGCUGCUAUGAAGUUGGUUGAUAAGGGUAGUUCAACUAGUUUACAAGGUGGUGUCAUUCCAAUCUUCAAGGCACUAGAAAAUUUUACUUGUGAUGCUUUAAAAGCUCAUGAGCAGGUAAGAUUGCAACAACAGUCUUGAUAUAAUCAGGGUAAAUUAGGAAACAUGUGAAGGCUAGUUUAAUGUCAGGAUUACCAGUUUAUCAAAUGGUUUUAGGUUUAUUAAUAGGGUUGGGUUUCCC